AGUUUCUUACUGGGAAAUGCCCAGAUUGUGGAUUGGCCUGUAGUUUACAGUAAUGACGGUUUUUGCAAACUCUCUGGGUAUCAUCGAGCUGACAUCAUGCAGAAAAGUAGCACUUGCAGCUUUAUGUAUGGAGAAUUGACUGACAAGAAAACCAUUGAGAAAGUCAGGCAAACUUUUGACAACUACAAGUCAAGCUGCUUCGAAGUUCUUUUGUACAAGAAAAACAGAACCCCUGUUUGGUUUUAUAUGCAAAUUGCACCAAUAAGAAAUGAACAUGAAAAGGUGGUUUUGUUCCUAUGCACUUUCAAGGAUAUUACGUUAUUCAAACAGCCAAUAGAAGAUGAUUCAACAAAAGGUUGGACGAAAUUUGCCCAAUUGACCCGGGCUUUGACAAAUAGUCGAAGUGUUUUGCAACAGCUCACGCCAAUGAAUAAAACAGAGGUGGUCCACAAACAUUCAAGACUAGCUGAAGUUCUUCAGCUGGGAUCAGAUAUCCUUCCUCAGUAUAAGCAAGAAGCGCCAAAGACGCCACCACACAUUAUUUUACACUAUUGUGCUUUUAAAACAACUUGGGAUUGGGUGAUUUUAAUUCUUACCUUCUACACCGCCAUUGUGGUUCCUUACAAUGUUUCCUUCAAAACAAAGCAGAACAACAUAGCCUGGCUGGUGCUGGACAGUGUGGUGGACGUUAUUUUUCUGGUUGACGUUGUUUUAAAUUUUCACACAACCUUUGUGGGACCUGGUGGAGAGGUCAUUUCUGACCCCAAGUUGAUAAGGAUGAACUAUCUGAAAACUUGGUUUGUGAUUGAUCUAUUGUCUUGUUUACCUUAUGACAUCAUCAAUGCCUUUGAAAAUGUAGAUGAGGGAAUCAGCAGUCUCUUCAGUUCUUUAAAAGUGGUGCGUCUCUUGCGACUGGGCCGUGUGGCCAGGAAAUUGGACCAUUACCUGGAGUACGGAGCAGCGGUCCUCGUGCUCCUGUGUGUGUUUGGACUAGUUGCUCACUGGCUGGCCUGCAUAUGGUACAGCAUGGGGGACUAUGAGGUCAUCGAUGAAGUCACAAACACCAUCCAAAUAGACAGUUGGCUCUCCCAGCUGGCCUUGAGCAUUGGGACUCCGUAUUGAUACAAUACCAGUGCAGGGAUAUGGGAAGGAGGACCCAGCAAGGAUUCACUGUAUGUGUCCUCUCUCUACUUUACCAUGACAAGCCUUACAACCAUAGGAUUUGGAAACGAGGCUCCUACCACAGAUGUGGAAAAGAUGUUUUCGGUGGCCAUGAUGAUGGUUGGCUCUCUUCUUUAUGCAACUAUUUUUGGAAAUGUUACCACAAUUUUCCAGCAAAUGUAUGCCAAUACCAACCGGUACCAUGAGAUGCUGAACAAUGUACGGGACUUUCUGAAACUCUAUCAGGUCCCCAAAGGCCUUAGUGAACGAGUCAUGGAUUACAUUGUCUCAACAUGGUCCAUGUCAAAAGGCAUUGACACAGAAAAGGUCCUCUCCGUCUGUCCCAAGGAUAUGAGAGCUGGUAUCUGUGUUCAUCUAAACCGGAAGGUUUUUAAUGAGCAUCCUGCCUUUCGAUUGGCCAGCAAUGGGUGUCUGCGCGCCUUGGCAGUAGAGUUCCAGACUAUUCACUGUGCUCCUGGGGACCUCAUUUACCAUGCUGGAGAAAGUGUGGAUGCCCUCUGCUUUGUGGUGUCAGGAUCCUUGGAAGUCAUCCAGGAUGAUGAGGUGGUGGCUAUUUUAGGGAAAGGGGAUGUAUUUGGAGACAUCUUCUGGAAGGAAACCACCCUUGCUCGUGCUUGUGCCAAUGUCCGAGCACUGACAUACUGUGACCUCCACAUCAUCAAGCGAGAAGCCUUGCUUAAAGUCCUGGACUUUUAUACAGCUUUUGCAAACUCGUUCUCAAGGAAUCUCACUCUUACUUGCAAUCUAAGGGAACGGGCCUGUGUCCUGGACACCUGCAAGGCUCUGACCUGA
Molecule: messenger RNA, 1974 nt
Organism: Hippopotamus amphibius kiboko
Lineage: Eukaryota; Metazoa; Chordata; Mammalia; Artiodactyla; Hippopotamidae
Product: potassium voltage-gated channel subfamily H member 5-like
Biological process (GO): potassium ion transmembrane transport; regulation of membrane potential
Cellular component (GO): membrane
Molecular function (GO): voltage-gated potassium channel activity
Source: RefSeq, a predicted model, not a curated record